This is a messenger RNA of Gambusia affinis (western mosquitofish), 2369 nucleotides long. RefSeq names its product immunoglobulin superfamily member 21-like. The record is from RefSeq and is a predicted model, not a curated record. The transcript has 11 exons. Gene Ontology annotation, cellular component: adherens junction. Gene Ontology annotation, biological process: heterophilic cell-cell adhesion; homophilic cell-cell adhesion. Lineage: Eukaryota; Metazoa; Chordata; Actinopteri; Cyprinodontiformes; Poeciliidae. The coding region runs from base 220 to 1662 and encodes 480 amino acids.
GAUUCAAGCUGUUCGUCUGUUUUUAAUUCGGACUGAAUCUAACUGCAUCAGACAGCCACUGAAGAGGGAACGCCACUGUCAGUUUGUAAUGGUGGGACUGGGAGAACUGGUCUGUCCACCCACAUUACAUCUGGAGCGACGGCCGACAGCUGCAGAGCCUCAGUGGGAGAUAAAACCAGCAGAUGGAGCGUCCGCAGGUCUGAGCAGCAUCUCAGCAGGAUGAAACGUUCGCUCGCUCUCUGCUGCUUGCUCCUCCUCUCUCACACCCUGAGCCCAACGAAAGGUUACCUGAUCGUUUCCAUGGAUCCCCUCCCACCUGUCGUCAUCGGCGACACGAUCACGUUAAAGUGCAACUUCCAGACGGAGGGCACCCUGAGAGAGAUCGCGUGGUUCCAGGUAACUGAAGGAGGAAAUGCCAAGCAAAAGAUUUUCACCUACGAUUCUGUUUACAACACGAGUUUCUCCAACAUGGAGGACACAAACAAGCGAGAGGAACUGGUUUACCACUCAACAGUACGGCUCCCUGAGGUGCAGCUGCAGGAUGAUGGUCUGUAUGAAUGCCAUGUGGGGAUCUACAGCAAAGGCUCCAGAGAUCAGCUGAUCGAAGCGUCAGGCAGCGUCACGCUCUCCGUUAUCGUUCCCCCCAGGUCUAUUUCUGUGGCGGCAGCCAACAGCCCCGCUCCGUUCAGCCGUUACGAGGCCAAGAACUUCACCCUGGUUUGCAUCGUUACUGGAGCAAAACCAGCUCCCUCGGUUUACUUCAAACGGGACGGUGAGCUCAUUGACGUGUUUCCAGCAGCUCGGUCUUCUUCCUUGGUGGGACAUCACAGUAAAGCCUCCAAAAGAAACCGGAGCGAGAACCCGGUUCUUCCCAGAGGAGAUGUUGACGACACCAAAAUCCAGAAGUCCCUGUCCCUGCAGAACCAAGUGGGGAAAGUGACCCAGCUUAGAGAGAAUGAGACGGACAGCAUGGAGCGAGGCGUGGAGGAAGCAUCCAGGUUGAAGCUGGAGUCGACCACAGAGGGCAUCCCAGAGACGGUGGUGAGCCGGGAGUUUCCCCACUGGGUCCAGAGCAGCGACCCGCUCUACUACUUCCAGCACUGGCAGCAGGUGGCGGGCGACGGCACCAUGGAGGUCAGAGCCAUGCUGACCUGGAGCCUCAACCCCCAGCUGGAUAACGAAGCCCUGUUCAGCUGCGAGGUCAACCACCCCGCUCUGUCCAUGCCCAUGCAGGCCGAGGUCACGCUCACUGCUCCCAGGGGACCCAAACUGUCCACCAGACCCAGUAAGGCCAAAGUGGGAGACACGGUGCGAAUUUCUGUCCAGGGCUUCCAGCUGGGACCGUCUGCUACCAAGGUGUUCCCGGAGCCUCUGCUCACCUGGACUCGGGUCGGCGGGAACCUGCUGGACGGCAGUGAGAAGCACGAUGGGAGGGAGCUGGUUCUGGAGCGGAUCCCCGCUGAGCUGAACGGAUCCAUGUUCCGCUGCACGGCGCAGAACCCUCUGGGCUCCACCGACACACACACCCGCCUCAUCGUGUUCGAGAACCCAAGACUGAAGAAAGGAAGGGAACAUUUUAUCGCUCUCAACGCGGCGGCCACUCGGCUCUUCCUCACACCGAACCUCCUGGUUCUGCUGAGCGUCGCCUGUGAGCUGACAUGAGCCGAGCGCCGCGGCUCCAGCAGAACCCCAGCCGGUCAGGGAGGCCCGACCCGGAGGCUCAGCGGACUCAGGAGCUGCAGGAGUCCGUCGACUUCGGCAGAGUGUGUGUCCAGGAACAGGCGCCGAGUGGGACCCCGGUUCGGUUGGCGGAUCCGGACAGACGGGGUGAACUUUUCAUUCUGGAUGUCGUCCGGAUCUCAACUCUGGACAUUUUAUCCAGGAUUACUGGACCUGGGUUGCCAGAUCUGACUGACAGUUUCCGGCCCAAACAGAACCUAAAACCCGGUCAACUCCAAAAAAAAACUUUUAAAAAAACAAACAAAAAAACCAGCCCAAAUCUCAACUUCUGUAGAAACGCACAUUAAUAUUAGCGUGUAUAUCUCUGUCUCGCCCUCACUACGGCUAGUCAGGAAAAAAGCAGCACAUUUCCACCAAAAAAAUCAUAAAUUUUCAUAUUUUCCUAGUAAAUUUUUGAGAUUAUUCUAAAAGAUUUUCAGUUUCAAAAGUUGAACAUUUUUACUUUCACCUAUUAGCUAAAGAUUUAGCUCCAAGCUAAAUUUCACCUAUUAGCUAAAGAUUUAGCUCCAAGCUACAUAAAUUGUGGCUUGCUUGCUAAAUAUUUAACUUGUUAACAAAAACAUUAGCUUGCUAAUUAUCUAGUUUGGAGCUAAAUAUUUAUCCUGCUAACUAAACAUUUAGUUGGCUAA